Molecule: messenger RNA, 4871 nt
Organism: Otolemur garnettii (small-eared galago)
Lineage: Eukaryota; Metazoa; Chordata; Mammalia; Primates; Galagidae
Gene: GAPVD1
Product: GTPase activating protein and VPS9 domains 1
Exons: 23
Coding region: 377-4282 (1301 amino acids)
Biological process (GO): vesicle-mediated transport; regulation of GTPase activity
Cellular component (GO): cytosol; endocytic vesicle
Molecular function (GO): guanyl-nucleotide exchange factor activity; small GTPase binding
Source: RefSeq, a predicted model, not a curated record
GUUAGUCUAAAAGGUUUUAGCAGUUUCUAGUAGUGAUCUCAUUGUUGGGACUAAAUCACCUCAUAUUUCUGUGUUUCAGUGUAGUAUACGCAUUAUUAUUGCCAUCAUAUUAUUUUGCUGAUUUGCUCAUUUUUUUAGUGCCGAAGCUUCUCCUGCGGAAUGUUGCCAACAUGCCAAGAUUUUGGAAGAUACACAGUUUGUUGAUGGAUAUAAGCAGUUGGGAUUUCAGGAGACUGCUUAUGGAGAAUUCUUAAGUCGAUUAAGGGAAAAUCCUCGUCUUAUUGCCUCUUCUUUGGUUGCUGGAGAGAAGCUUAAUCAGGAGAAUACACAAAGUGUUAUUUACACAGUUUUUACCUCCCUGUAUGGCAACUGCAUUAUGCAAGAAGAUGAAAGCUACCUCCUUCAGGUUUUGCGAUACUUGAUUGAAUUUGAACUUAAGGAAAGUGACAACCCCAGGCGACUUUUGAGGAGAGGAACUUGUGCCUUCAGUAUCUUAUUUAAACUUUUUUCUGAAGGACUGUUUUCUGCCAAACUGUUCCUCACAGCUACUUUACAUGAGCCAAUCAUGCAGCUGCUUGUUGAAGAUGAAGAUCACUUGGAAACAGAUCCAAACAAGCUAAUUGAGAGGUUCUCCCCAUCUCAACAGGAAAAACUCUUCGGGGAGAAAGGGUCAGAUAGAUUUAGGCAAAAGGUUCAAGAGAUGGUAGAGUCCAAUGAAGCCAAACUAGUGGCUUUGGUGAACAAAUUUAUUGGUUAUCUGAAACAGAACACAUACUGCUUUCCACAUAGUUUGAGGUGGAUCGUAUCACAGAUGUACAAAACUCUCUCCUGUGUAGAUAGACUGGAAGUUGGGGAGGUCAGGGCAAUGUGUACUGAUCUCUUGUUGGCCUGCUUCAUUUGUCCUGCAGUGGUCAAUCCAGAGCAGUAUGGAAUAAUUUCUGACGCUCCUAUUAAUGAAGUGGCACGAUUUAAUCUGAUGCAGGUUGGCCGUCUUUUGCAGCAGUUGGCAAUGACUGGCUGUGAAGAGGGAGAUCCUCGAACAAAAAGCAGCCUUGGAAAAUUUGACAAAAGCUGUGUUGCUGCUUUCCUUGAUGUUGUGAUUGGGGGCCGUGCAGUGGAGACCCCUCCAAUGUCUUCUGUUAAUCUUCUGGAAGGGUUGAGCAGAACUGUGGUCUAUAUAACCUACAGUCAACUUAUUGCUCUGGUGAAUUUUAUGAAGAGUGUGAUGUCUGGAGAUCAACUAAGAGAAGAUAGAAUGGCUCUUGACAAUUUAUUGUCAAACCUGCCCCAGGCCAAGCCAGGAAAAAGCAGCAGUUUAGAAAUGACUCCCUACAACACUCCCCAGCUGUCUCCAGCAACCACUCCAGCAAAUAAAAAGAAUCGACUACCUAUAGCAACUCGGAGCAGAAGCCGCACUAAUAUGCUAAUGGACCUACAUAUGGACCAUGAAGGAUCAUCUCAAGAAACCAUUCAGGAGGUACAGCCAGAAGAGGUGCUGGUCAUUUCCUUAGGGACAGGUCCCCAGCUUACUCCAGGGAUGAUGUCAGAAAAUGAGGUCCUAAACAUGCAACUUACGGAUGGAGGACAAGGAGAUGUCCCUGUCGAUGAAAACAAACUCCACGGUAAACCUGAUAAAACCUUGCGCUUUUCCCUCUGCAGUGAUAAUCUGGAAGGAAUAUCUGAAGGUCCUUCAAAUCGCUCCAAUUCAGUGUCCUCUUUAGACCUGGAAGGAGAGUCUGUAUCAGAACUUGGAGCAGGACCUUCUGGAAGUAAUGGAGUUGAAGCUCUACAGCUCUUAGAACAUGAACAAGCUACAACACAAGAUAAUCUUGAUGAUAAGCUAAGGAAGUUUGAAAUUCGUGACAUGAUGGGACUAACAGAUGAUAGAGACAUAUCAGAAACAGUGAGUGAGACUUGGAGUACAGAUGUCUUGGGAAGUGACUUUGACCCUAACAUUGAUGAAGAUCGCUUGCAAGAAAUUGCAGGUGCAGCAGCAGAGAACAUGUUAGGCAGUUUGCUGUGCCUCCCAGGUUCAGGAUCAGUGCUUCUAGAGCCCUGCACGGGUUCUACAAUAUCAGAAACAACAAGUGAGGCUUGGAGUGUAGAGGUGUUGCCAAGUGACUCAGAGGCCCCAGACCUAAAGCAGGAGGAACGUCUGCAAGAAUUGGAGAGCUGUUCUGGCCUGGGUAGCACAUCUGAUGACACAGAUGUCAGGGAGGUCAGUUCCCGCCCCAGCACGCCAGGCCUCAGUGUUGUGUCGGGUAUAAGUGCAACCUCUGAGGAUAUUCCUAAUAAGAUCGAAGACCUGAGAUCUGAAUGCAGCUCUGAUUUUGGGGGUAAAGAUUCUGUCACUAGUCCUGACAUGGAUGAAAUAACUCAUGGUGCCCACCAGCUGACUUCUCCCCCUUCUCAGUCAGAGUCUCUGCUGGCCAUGUUUGAUCCCCUGUCUUCACAUGAAGGAGCUUCUGCUGUGGUUAGGCCAAAGGUUCACUAUGCUAGGCCAUCACAUCCACCACCAGAUCCCCCAAUCCUGGAAGGUGCUGUGGGAGGAAAUGAAGCCAGGUUGCCAAACUUUGCUUCCCAUGUUUUAACUCCAGCUGAAAUGGAGGCAUUUAAACAAAGGCAUUCUUACCCUGAGAGAUUAGUACGAAGCAGGAGUUCUGAUAUUGUAUCUUCUGUCCGGCGACCCAUGAGUGAUCCCAGCUGGAAUCGACGUCCAGGGAAUGAAGAGCGAGACCUCCCUCCAUCUGCAGCCAUUGGUGCUACUUCUUUGGUGGCUGCACCGCACUCAUCAUCUUCAUCUCCGAGUAAGGACUCCUCAAGAGGAGAGACUGAAGAACGCAAAGAUAGCGAUGAUGAGAAAUCAGACAGGAACAGACCUUGGUGGAGAAAACGUUUUGUUUCAGCCAUGCCUAAAGCUCCUAUACCAUUUAGAAAGAAAGAAAAACAAGAAAAAGACAAAGAUGAUCUGGGGCCUGACAGAUUCUCAACACUCACAGAUGAUCCCAGCCCUAGACUCACUGCACAAGCCCAGGUUGCUGAGGACAUUCUGGACAAAUAUAGGAAUGCCAUUAAACGGACCAGCCCCAGUGAAGGCGCAAUGGCAAACUAUGAAAGCGCAGGUGAUAAUCACCAUAAAGAUUUGAAUAGACCUUACCUGGAUAAAGAAAUUAGCAUAUUUUUCUGCUUGUUCUUCAGAGAUGCAAAAAAGAAACUGAGACUUGCUCUUUGCUCUGCGGAUUCUGUUGCCUUUCCAGUGCUGACCCAUUCAACAAGGAAUGGAUUACCAGACCACACAGACCCAGAAGACAAUGAAAUUGUAUGCUUCUUAAAAGUUCAAAUAGCUGAAGCAAUUAACUUACAAGAUAAGAACUUAAUGGCUCAACUUCAAGAAACAAUGCGUUGUGUGUGCCGUUUUGAUAAUAGGACUUGUAGAAAACUGCUGGCAUCUAUUGCUGAGGACUACAGGAAAAGAGCCCCAUAUAUUGCUUAUCUCACUCGUUGUCGACAAGGACUGCAGACCACACAGGCUCACCUGGAAAGACUGUUACAAAGGGUUUUACGGGACAAAGAGGUGGCCAAUCGAUACUUUACCACUGUCUGUGUGAGGUUACUGCUUGAGAGUAAAGAAAAGAAGAUCAGGGAAUUCAUUCAAGACUUUCAGAAGCUCACAGCAGCUGAUGAUAAAACUGCUCAGGUGGAAGAUUUUCUGCAGUUUCUUUAUGGUGCAAUGGCCCAGGAUGUCAUAUGGCAAAAUGCGAGUGAAGAGCAGCUUCAGGAUGCACAGCUGGCCAUUGAACGAAGUGUGAUGAACCGGAUUUUCAAGCUCGCUUUCUACCCUAAUCAGGAUGGUGACAUACUUCGUGACCAGGUUCUCCAUGAACAUAUCCAGAGAUUGUCCAAAGUAGUGACUGCAAAUCACAGAGCUCUUCAGAUUCCAGAGGUUUAUCUUCGAGAAGCACCGUGGCCAUCUGCGCAAUCAGAAAUCAGGACAAUAAGUGCUUAUAAAACCCCCCGGGACAAAGUGCAGUGCAUCCUAAGAAUGUGCUCUACAAUUAUGAAUCUCCUAAGCCUUGCCAAUGAGGACUCUGUGCCCGGAGCAGACGACUUUGUCCCUGUGUUGGUGUUUGUGUUGAUAAAGGCAAAUCCACCGUGCUUGCUGUCCACUGUUCAGUAUAUCAGUAGCUUUUAUGCCAGCUGUCUGUCUGGAGAGGAGUCCUAUUGGUGGAUGCAAUUCACAGCAGCAGUGGAAUUCAUUAAGACCAUUGAUGACCGAAAGUGACCAAGACCAAGGCCACUCAGGCAGCAGACUGUUAGCCAAACGGAUCUCUAAGAAAAUGUACCAGCUGCUUUGAAGGCUGAAGAUUGUUUUUGUAUAAUAUUGUACAGCAUUCAGACAUUUUAAAGCAGAUCUUUACUAAACAGAUUAAUGAGUUAACAAGCAGGUUCUCUUUUCUUUGGGCUCUUUCCUUUCAGAAUUGCAUAUUUUAUUGUCCACAAGUGAUAAUAGUAAUUCAAAAAGGGACCACAUUUUUCAGGUAUUUUUAAAUAUUGAAAAACAGACCAGAAUCUCUUAAAAAAUUCCUAGGCCUCUAUUCAUGAAUACCCAUUCUUUCCUUUUAUUUUACAAAAGAACAGUACCUCUCUUUUAAGAUUCUGUCUUAUCUUACAUGAAUAUGCAUCUAAUGGAAGGAAAAUACUGGUUGCACUGAGGAUUAUAAUAGUGGUGUAUUAGUGGCAUUAUCUAUAAAUACACUCACCUAAAUUGAAAAGCUAAGAAGGAAAUGUAAAUAUAAUAUAUAUUUAUAUUUGAUGUAAUAUGGACAUCUUCAGAUUCUAAUAAACAAGGACUAUUGCUGAUAAUAGGUUGU